Molecule: messenger RNA, 2112 nt
Organism: Penicillium taxi
Lineage: Eukaryota; Fungi; Ascomycota; Eurotiomycetes; Eurotiales; Aspergillaceae
Product: beta-N-acetylhexosaminidase
Exons: 1
Coding region: 1-2112 (703 amino acids)
Biological process (GO): carbohydrate metabolic process
Molecular function (GO): beta-N-acetylhexosaminidase activity
Source: RefSeq, a predicted model, not a curated record
AUGUACUGGUAUACUUUCGUCUUCGCGGCAGUGACUUCGGCGUUGCAGACGCUGCCACCGGUCAAUUGGACAACACCUCUUUUUGCCUCGUCCCGAAGUUUACCCCUUGAGUCUGUCAAUAAGAUAAUUUACCUGGAAGAAAGACUCGUAUCCUGGAAAGAUCACAAUGGGCUUACCUUGAUUCCGCCUACUGCAUCUGACUUUGCCCAAACUUUUCUUGAAGAUUUACAAGAAAUUACAAAUGAGCCUUGGGAGCUGAAGGUUGUGGAUCGAUUCUCAGAAAAAAACUCAGGCAUAUUCUUAGGUCAUUCAGAAAUCCCGGGGAAAUUUACCUACGAAGAUGGAACUCCCACAGAAGAGGGAUAUGAGCUUGUUAUCGGAAAAGAUCGCAUCUCCAUCCUUGGAUCUGGGGCUCGAGGAAUGUGGUGGGGGACAAGAACAGUCCUUCAGCAGAUUGUACUUAGUGAAAAUUUGUCACUUCCUUUGGGCAGUGUGGUUGAUGUUCCUGCAUAUCCCGUAAGGGGCUUUAUGCUUGAUGCCGGGCGGAAGUGGUACUCGUUGGAUUACCUGAAAGAUCUUUGCACUUAUGCAUCGUUCUUUAAACUCUCAGAGUUUCAUUACCAUGCAACCGACAAUUACCCGCUCAGCCGAGGCCCAGAUGUGAGUUGGAAUCAAGUUUACUCGCAGUUUACUCUGCGGCCUGAAAAUUCAGGAUUACUGCCGCUGGUGCAGCGUAUGAACGAGACACUGUCCCGGCUAGAGUUCGACGACUUUCAACGCCACUGCGCCCAGAGAGGUGUAACAGUGGUGCCAGAAAUUGAGAGCCCUGGGCACUCUCUGUCUGUGACAAAAUGGAAACCAGAGCUUUCUUUGGAAAGUCGGGAUCUACUCAAUCUUUCCCAUCCCGAGACAAUUCCUUUGAUAAAGUCCAUUUGGUCGGAAUUCCUGCCGUGGUUCUACACAAAGGAAGUACACAUUGGAGCUGAUGAGUAUGAUUCAUCACUCUCCAACGACUAUAUAAGCUUUGUGAAUGAUAUCUCCACCUUCAUCAAGGCCCGAGGGAAAAAUAUCCGUAUUUGGGGCACCUUUGAACCUUCAUCCACCCUGAGUAUCGCAGAGGACAUCACAAUACAACACUGGCAAUAUGGACAGUCUGAACCCGUUGCCUUAGCACAAAGCGGAUAUAAGAUCAUCAAUUCCGAAGAUUGGUGGGCCUAUCUAUCCUUGAAAAAUGAUCAUGUGCCGAUCAGCCCAGCGCCCUACCCUCAAUUCUUCAAUACAAAUCGAAUCCUCAAUUUUGCCGACAUUGAUGGAUGGCAAUGGGCCCCAAAUCUAUUCAACCCAGUCAAUGUCACGAAUCAACCUGACUCAAAAGCAGUCCGAGGAGCCAUUAUGGCAGCUUGGAACGAUAAUGGCCCCAGUGCAACAACCCAGUUGGAAUCUUUUUAUGCAAUUCGAAAUGGCAUUCCCGUUGUGGCAUCGCGGGCAUGGUCGGGCACUCGUGGGCCAUAUUUGAAUACGACAAGCCUUGAUAGAUCGAUUGAUCUAUUAACAACAAAUGCAGUGGGACAGAACCUGGAUCGAAUCCUUCCAAAAGACGCAAUUCAACAGCCAAAAUUGACCUUUUCAUGGAUCCGCCCUGACCAAAGUACCUCAAAAAACUACCAGCUCGGCCUGGGGAGCAAAGGCAUAAAUUACACGCUAGAGCUCGACUUUGACGGCCCCUUUUCUCUGGAUUCCGACGAUGCAAAAUUGUCCUUCACAACAGAUAGCCAGCUGGUGUUCUCAUCUGAUGGGUUCACCUACCCUCUUCGGUCAGUUGCAGAGACUGAUGGAUGGGAUCCAGCGGCGCCGGGCCGAAUUUGGGCCAACAUAACUACUUCGACACACAAAAUUGCCGAAAUACCAUCCAAAGGCCAUCUUCAGAUACGCACUGAUAAACUAAGUGGCAGUCGAGUCUGGAUAGAUGGUACUUUCAUGGGACGUUUCGAAGUAUUUAUCUAUGGUGGUAAGAACAAGGUUUUUUCGUGGAGCCAGAUGGCAUUUGUAGCACCUUUGGAAGCAGUACUUGGAAGUGGUCUACAGAAGAUUACCUUGUAUAGCUAUCGGUAA